This is a messenger RNA of Aureobasidium vineae, 858 nucleotides long. NCBI's taxonomy places the organism in Eukaryota, Fungi, Ascomycota, Dothideomycetes, Dothideales, Saccotheciaceae. The record is from the annotation of a GenBank genome assembly.
AUGAAUGCUUUGAGACGACAGAUUUGUGCUGUGGAUGCUCCUGUACAGCGAUGCUUCUCCACUUCAAGUCAACGGCACGCGACCUAUGGCUUCAUCGGGCUGGGACAGAUGGGUGUAAACGCANNGGAAACAAUCAUCACAGCACUCCCCGGACCAUCACAUGUACAAAAUGUCUUCAGACCAAUGCUCAAACCACCAACCCUGCUCCGCGACGGCGUCACCCAAGAACGCCUCUUCAUCGACUGCUCAACCAUCGACCCCUUGUCCUCCGCCCACGUCGCCGACGCCGCCCACUCCUCGGGCCAAGGCAAAUUCAUCGAUGCCCCAAUGAGCGGCGGCAUCGUCGGCGCCGCCGCAGGAAAACUCACCUUUAUGAUCGGCGCACCNCCCGAACUAGUCUCUCGCGCAACAGAAGUGUUGAUGCUAAUGGGCAAACGCGUUAUCCAUCUCGGCCCCCAAACCUCUGGCCUCAAAGGCAAACUCGCAAACAACUAUCUGCUAGCACUAAACAACAUCGCCACCGCCGAAGCCAUGAAUAUGGGUGUAAAGUGGGGAUUAGAUGCCGCAGCACUGGCAGACAUGAUCAACACCAGUACAGGCAAGUGCUGGCCCAGCGAAGUCAACAACCCUGUUCCUGGUGUUAUGCCUGAUGCCCCUGCUAGCAAAGACUACUCUGGUGGCUUUGGCACAGCGCUGAUGAAUAAGGAUUUGAAAUUGGCUAUGCAUGCAGCGCAGCAGUUUGGCAUUGAGCCGAGGUUGGGUCCUAUGGCUGCGUCUAUUUAUGCGGCGAUAGAGGGGAACGACAAGUACAAGGGCAAAGACUUUUCGGUGGUGUACAAGUAUUUGCGUGGAGAGUAG